GUCCUUCCGCUCCCCCUCGCCCUGUCCUUCGACGUAUCUAAUUAUAUUGAAGGUAGCGUCAUUACUACCGUGGUUAUCGACAAUGCCAUUGUUAGCUUCGUCCAAGAAUUCCAGGCUGAGAAGAAAGUGGGCUCUCUCCGCGCACUUUCAUCGCCAACAGCCACAGUUCUCCGCAAUGGGGGUGUUAGGGUGAUUCCUUCUGUGGAAAUCGUGCCCGGAGAUGUGGUUAUUGUCAAGAGGGACGACAAAGUCCCGAUCUAAUGAAGGAUCUUCGAGUCAAUGAAUUUGGAAUGUGAUGAGAAGAUCUUGGCAGGAGCUAUUCCCGCUGCCAAAACUCUCGAUGCAGGCUUCUCCGGUCGCUCCGAGCUAGACAGUAGUGUCAGUGAUCGCAUUGAUAUAGCACAUUCUUCCUCGACCAUCACCAAAGGCCGCGUUCGCGCUAUUUGCAUCUUUACGGGCACGUACACCGAAAUUGGGAGGAUCGCAAAAUCAAUGCAAGAUUCAAAGCGGGGCAGGAAGCCAAAUCGAUAACUAUCUCGCAAGAAAGCACGGAGACUUGCAGCCCGCGAAAAGAAUGCACAAACGCUAGUAUCAAAGUCCAUAUGCUGAC
Messenger RNA from Lindgomyces ingoldianus, 610 nucleotides. RefSeq lists its product as uncharacterized. Bases 280 to 531 code for a protein of 83 amino acids. NCBI's taxonomy places the organism in Eukaryota, Fungi, Ascomycota, Dothideomycetes, Pleosporales, Lindgomycetaceae. The transcript is spliced from 3 exons. The record is from RefSeq and is a predicted model, not a curated record.